Messenger RNA from Colletotrichum graminicola M1.001, 2679 nucleotides. Its product is annotated as WD domain-containing protein. The record is from RefSeq and is a predicted model, not a curated record. Gene Ontology annotation, cellular component: small-subunit processome; 90S preribosome; nucleolus. NCBI's taxonomy places the organism in Eukaryota, Fungi, Ascomycota, Sordariomycetes, Glomerellales, Glomerellaceae. The coding region runs from base 1 to 2679 and encodes 892 amino acids. Gene Ontology annotation, molecular function: protein binding; U3 snoRNA binding. The transcript is spliced from 3 exons. Gene Ontology annotation, biological process: endonucleolytic cleavage in 5'-ETS of tricistronic rRNA transcript (SSU-rRNA, 5.8S rRNA, LSU-rRNA); endonucleolytic cleavage to generate mature 5'-end of SSU-rRNA from (SSU-rRNA, 5.8S rRNA, LSU-rRNA).
AUGGCAAGCAAGCAACCUUUCAAGACAACUUUUGAGCCGGAACGGGUCAUCCGACCGAUAUUUACAGGAGGCUCUGUUGCCUUGGACAAUGGUGCUAAAAUCCUGGCCACGCCGCUCGGCGAGGAUGCUAUCCUGACGAACCCCUCCAACGGGAAGCACCUGGCAAAGAUUGAAGGAGAUGGCGAACAAAUUUCGACUCUGAGUCUGACACCUUCCGGCUCUCACCUCAUCAUCUGCUCGCGAUCCCUCUCGAUGAAGAUCUACGCCCUCAAGAUAACCGAAGACGGAACGGUAGAGGCCAAGCUGACCCGCUCCCUGAAGCCCCACGGCACUCCUGUGGUCGUUCUCGCCGUCGACCGAACAAGCACUCUCCUCGCGACUGGUGGAACUGACGGGGCAAUCAAGGUCUGGGACAUUGCUGGUGGUUACGUUACACAUACCUUCCGCGGACCUAGUGUCUUGGUAUCAGCGCUGCACUUCUUCGAAGUUGCGGCAAGAUCGAGCGAGGUCGAGGUUGAAAAGGCUGGAAAGAAGGGCAAGAAGUCGAAUGAGGCGGAGGAGAACGUCACCGCGACGACCAACUGGCGGCUCGUAUCUGGUAGCCAGGACGGCAAGGUACGGGUGUGGGAUCUUCACAAGCGCGCGGUCAUUGCAAACCUCGACUCGCACGUUUCGAACGUGCAAGGUCUGGACUACUCCCCCGAACAGCACGCAAUUGUGUCGGCAAGCAGAGACAAAACGAUUAUUUGGUGGGAUGCAAAAUCGUGGAAGAUUCGCAAGGUCGUGCCCUGUCUGGAGCUUGUCGAAGCUGUUGGGUUCACUGACGGUGGCCGGUUGACCUACUCGGCUGGUGCCAAGGGCUGCCUUCGUAUUUGGGACACCGAUACCGGCCGCGAGCUGACGAAGGAUCAGCCUGCAAAGGCGGAAGCUGAGAGCAUUGUCAGUGCUGUGUCCCACUCCGAGCUCCCUUUCAUCCUGUGCGUGCAGGUCGAUCACACCUUGGCGUUAUACAACGUGCCGCAGAAAGAGUCCGUCGAGGGGUGUAUGCCGGAGCCUUUUAGGCGGAUAUCUGGAACCCACGACUCGAUCAUUGACCUCAACUACCUCCUGCCUGAUCGCUCGCUUCUUGCCCUGGCAACCAACGCCGAGGAUAUCCGCAUUGUGUCUGUCAAGGAUUCCGAGUCUACGUACUUCGGCCAGGACUUGGCUUUGCUCAAGGGCCACGAUGAUAUCAUCGUCUCCUUGGACGUCGACUGGUCCGGCUACUGGAUUGCCACCGGCGCAAAGGACAACAAUGCCCGCUUAUGGCGUGUCGACCCCGCGAACAAUUCCUUCACAUGUCAUGCUACGUUUACCGGCCAUACGGAAUCCAUUGGUGCCGUGACACUUCCGAAGCAAAUCCCGCAAGAAUCAUCAGCACAGUUCAAAGACCCCCUGAACCACCCCCCGCCGUUUCUCUUGACUGGCUCCCAGGACCAGACGGUCAAGAAAUGGGAGAUCCCCCGAGAGGCGCAGAGCCGCAAGGGAGGAUCUCGCGCCGUCUUCACCAGAAAAGCGCACGACAAGGACAUCAAUGCAAUGGACGUUCACCCUACUAGCCAUCUCUUUGCGUCCUCGUCGCAGGACAAGAUGGUCAAGAUUUGGUCGGUGGCGGAGGGUGAAGUCCAGGGUAUUCUGCGCGGCCACCGCAGAGGUGUGUGGUCGGUCAAGUUCGCCCCCUCAGGCUGCCCCGCAAUCCAAGGUGAUGAGGGCCAGGUCGCCGGUAAGGGCGUUGUCCUCACUGGCAGCGCCGACAAGACUGUUAAAAUCUGGAGCCUAAACGACUACACAUGCAUUCGCACAUUCGAGGGCCACUCCAACAGUGUCCUCAAGGUCGUCUGGCUCAACAUGCCUAAGCCCGAGGGCAAGGGAAAGAAGCAGGUGCAGUUCGCCAGCGCGGGUAGCGAUGGCCUCGUCAAGGUCUGGGACGCCAACUCGGGCGAGACGGAAACGACACUCGACAACCACGAGGACCGCAUUUGGGCCCUUGCCGUCAACUCGGCAGACAACACCAUUGUAUCGGGUGACGGUGACUCCAUCGUCACGUUCUGGAAGGACACCACGCCCGAGUCGCAGGCUGCGGCCACACAGGCUGCGCAGAAGCUGAUCGAGCAGGAGCAAGAGCUCGAGAACCACAUCCACCACGGAUCCUACCGCGACGCCAUUGUGCUUGCUCUCCAGCUCAACCACCCCGGGCGUCUACUGAGCCUAUUCACAUCCGUUGUGACUUCCGCUCCAGAACCUGGCAGCCUAUGCGGUCUGAAGGCGGUCGACCAGGUUCUGGCGACGCUUUCUGACGAGCAAAUCUUCACGCUCCUCCUGCGCUUGCGCGACUGGAACACCAAUGCGCGGACGGCUGCGGUGGCCCAACGCAUCCUCUGGACCCUCGUACGCAGCUAUCCUGCGUCUAAAUUUUCCAACCUAUCAGUCAAGGGCGCGCGUGGGCAGAGGAGCCUUAAAGAGGUUCUCAACGCGCUCAAGGUGUACACAGAGAGGCACUACCGGCGGACGGAUGAACUCGUGGACGAGAGUUACCUGGUGGAAUAUACCCUGCGGGAAAUGGACAGUCUCGCGCCGGCAAUAGAGGAUGUGGCGAUGGGAAAUAAUAUCGGGGCCGAGGAGGAUGUCGUCAUGGCGUGA